AUGACUUUAGGUGUUCGCUUUUCACAAUCCCAUUUCUCCUGGCGCCGCAGAGACUGUUUCCUUACCAGUUCACUUUUCCCACUUUUAUCUUUUUCACGUGUCUACCGAGUGGAUCAAGGUAACACUUUGUGCCUCGGCGCUCGUAAUUCUUCCGCAACGAUUCAUUUAUGUGUAUCUGUGUUCAAAGCCCUCAUCAGUUCUGAUCUGACCCACCAUUACGUGUCAUCUCAUGUUUGGUUUACCCAAAAGAGCAUCAUUCUUCGACGUUCCGAUGCCACUUUAUCUUUUUCCUUGCAUUCAACCAACUCUUCUCCCCGACUUUGCCAAUUACAGGGCUUCUUCCGACGCAGCAUUCAGAAGCAGAUAGAAUACAAGUGCCUGCGUGAGGGCAAAUGUCUCGUAAUCCGGCUCAACCGGAACAGGUGCCAGUUCUGCCGGUUCAAAAAGUGCUUGGCCGUUGGUAUGUCCAAAGAUAGCGUCAGAUAUGGUCGAAUGCCGCGGCGCUCGCGCAGCUCGGACCCGGGAGCCGUGGUUGCUCCUCCAGGCGUGUCACCCGUUGCGCCCGUCAACUGCAUGGCGACGCCGACACCGGGCGCAACGGCUGCAGCGGGUGCUACCGCAGCGGCGGCGGCUGCUGGUACCGGUACCGGUGGUAGCGGUGGAGGAGGCAGCAUAACCAGCACUUCCUCGGGCGACAUGCCAGAUUCCAGCCUUGGCCAUCUGGGCCAAACGAAUCCCAGCGCGACUGCCCAUCCGAUUUCAGGUGGUCUAGACGCCGGUCUCGGCAUUGCCGCCACGGGGGUGGGAAUGUUCGUACCUUUGAGUAAUGGCGUCUGCUCACAGCCUCCCUCAGACCCGCUCGGCCUCUACGAAACCAUUUUGACCCUGCAUCAGGCAAACCAGAAUUUCUCGCCUUAUACUGAGGAGAAGGUGAAAAUGAUGCGUCGCAGUCAUGUGACUCUGGUAAGUGGCGCUAACUUUGUAGAAAUCUGUCCUUACUCCGCACCGCCAUUUUUCAACGGCAAUAGUGGGAGCCAUACCGUUUAA
This is a messenger RNA of Protopolystoma xenopodis, 1047 nucleotides long. The record is from the annotation of a GenBank genome assembly. NCBI's taxonomy places the organism in Eukaryota, Metazoa, Platyhelminthes, Monogenea, Polystomatidea, Polystomatidae.